AUGAAGAAAGAUGCUGCGAGACAAGAACCUCUGGUCGCUGUCAUAGCGCACAUGCUGGAGGAAACUGUGGUCAGGAAUGAGCAGCUGCAGAAGAAAAGCUCCCUUCCUUCUUUCACCGGUCGCAGGCCCCCCCUCACAGCCUCGGCAUUUGUGAACAGGGUAGCGAAGUACAGCGGAGCAAGUCCCUGCUGCUUCGCCGUUGGCCUCAUCUACCUCGAGCGGAUGAAGAAGCGCGACCCGGGGGUGUGUCUGACUACCACCAAUUUCCAAAGACUGUUUCUUGUGGCGGUGAUGACUGCAGCCAAGUUCCUCGACGACUUCUACUACUCCAAUAAGCACUGGGCUGAGGUGGGCGGCAUGACAACUGUCGAGAUCAACAAGCUCGAGCUGGAGUUUCUCUUCCGCAUGGGCUUCAGCCUUCACAUGCAGCGCGAAGAAUAUGACUGGUAUGCCGAGGAGCUUCACUCGCGCGCACAGCAAGAGAUCCUCACAGCUCAAGUCCAGCUGGCCACCAUCCAGCCUGUCAUCCAGCAGUACACCGUUCAGCCCCAGCUGGUGCAGCCGCAGCUCAUGCACGUGGUUCAGUUCCAGGCCAUGGCAGAUCACCGCCUACAUGUACAACAAGAGCAGCAUGUGGUCGUGGAUCAGGCGGUGAGCGUCCCCGCUAAGCUCGGGCUCCCCUUCAAGACGAGGCCCUCGCCGCGACGGGGCCCGGAGGACGCGUACACAGGCCCUGACUCUUUCCUGUCCGCUCACACCACUCCCAGCAGCAGCACUGCUUAUAUACCUCACCUUCCCCCUACGCAGAACGUGGUGCAAGGGCCAGGAGCAGAAGCACAGGCGAAGAGCGGCAUGAGCGGGAAGCAGGAGGGCGACGAAGGGAAGGGACCCAACGGGAUGGACUGGGUUUACUGCUGA
Messenger RNA from Guillardia theta CCMP2712, 918 nucleotides. RefSeq lists its product as hypothetical. Lineage: Eukaryota; Cryptophyceae; Pyrenomonadales; Geminigeraceae. Gene Ontology annotation, biological process: regulation of cyclin-dependent protein serine/threonine kinase activity. Bases 1 to 918 code for a protein of 305 amino acids. The record is from RefSeq and is a predicted model, not a curated record. Gene Ontology annotation, molecular function: protein kinase binding. The transcript is spliced from 2 exons.